This is a messenger RNA of Corylus avellana, 1685 nucleotides long. RefSeq lists its product as uncharacterized. NCBI's taxonomy places the organism in Eukaryota, Viridiplantae, Streptophyta, Magnoliopsida, Fagales, Betulaceae. The record is from RefSeq and is a predicted model, not a curated record.
CCUUUCUUCGUUUUAAUCACCCCCCCAUGCAUAUAUGUUGGUUCAACAUCGAUCUUCCCACCCACCCUCUUCACCAUGUCUUCUACAGUUUCCAUUCAACAAAAUCUCAGCCCUUUAUUAUCUCUAGGAACCCUAUGCAAGUCUCUAGCUAUUUCAGGCCUGGUCUUGUUUCUGUUCUACACCUUCUUGUUCAACCCUCCAAAUAAUUACCAGCCGUCCGAUCUCCUAUCAACUAUAAAGCAAAAAUGGCCAAUCAACAUUCCUCCCACUACCAACAACAUUAUUCCUCCCACUACCAACAUCAACCACAUUGUUUUUGGAAUUGUCGGCUCCAUGAACACAUGGAAGUACAAAAACUCAUACUCUGCAGCGUGGUGGCAGCCAAACAUAACCCGGGGAUAUCUUUUCCUCGACAGAGCUCCGACGCCGGAGUUCCAACCAUGGCCUUCAAAUUUCCCUCCUUUUCGUGUCAACGAGGAUGUCAGUAAGCUGAGAGCAUUUCCCAGAAUGGUGAGGCCAAUGCAGGUUCGGAUUGUGCGAACUAUAAUGGAAUUGUUUAGGCAAGGAGAUAAAAACGUGAGGUGGUAUGUAAUGGCAGAUGAUGAUACUGUCUUAUUUGUUGAUAAUUUAGUUGGGGUUUUGGCAAAAUACAACCAUUCAAAGUACUACUAUAUUGGGUCGAAUUCUGAGUGUGUUAAAUCCAACUUUGAUUUCUCGUUUGAUAUGGCUUUUGGCGGAGCUGGAUAUGCUCUGAGUUAUCCUCUGGUGGAAGCAUUGGCAGCUAAGUUAGACGCUUGUAUUGAGAGAUAUCCAUACUUGUACGUCAGUGAUUUUAUGUUGCACUCAUGUUUGGCUGAUUUAGGAGUUCCUUUAACUCACCACAAAGGGUUUCACCAGAUUGAUCUAGUCAAUGACAUAUCAGGUCUUCUAUCAGCACACCCCCAAUUUCCUUUCCUUUCCCUCCACCACAUCGACACCGUCGACCCAAUCUUCCCCUCCAUGAACCGCUCGGAAGCCAUAAACCACCUCAUGAAGGCGGCGAAAGCCGACCAGUCGCGUCUUCUUCAACAAACCAUAUGCUACCACAGGCCAACCAACUGGUCUUUCUCUAUCUCAUGGGGCUACUCUACUUAUAUCUACGAAAACAUAAUCCCUCGGAGCAUUUUGUGGAGACCCCUCGAGACAUUUAGGCCAUGGGCAAGAAAUGCAAGGCCACCCCUCUACAUGUUCAACACCCGUUGGCUCUCCAACAAUGGCUGCGAAGCUCCUCAUGUGUUUUUCCUUGAUUCUAUAGGCCGUAGUGAUGAAGGAGACCAAAUUGUAACCACAUAUAUUAGAAAAUCAGCUCGUGGUCUUCCACCCUGUUCCUUCACUGGUAAUCAUUCUGCUGAUCCAAUCACCAAAAUUCAGGUGUUUUCACCUGCAACAACACGCAUGGAGGCAGGAGGAAGAGACUGCUGUGACAUUGUAAAUAUGGGUAGAAGCAAUAAUAUUACGGAAGUAAAAUAUAGGGCUUGCAUGAAGGAUGAAGUAAUUGCCUAACUCUAAUUAACAUCAAAUUAAUGGCUUAAAUUAUACUUUAAUUCUUUUUGAGCCAAAAACUUUUGUUUAUUUUACUGGUGUACGCAUACGGAUACUUAGCAUGAAUAAUUUAUAUACAUAAGUGGCGUAAGGCUACUGUUUGG